GACCGGUUGAGGUGUUUUGUUUUGGUUUGGGUGGUUUGGGGAGGCGGUUUCAAUCUUUCCGAAACAAAUCUCUCAUGUUCUCGAAUGCUUUUUGCUAUUAUUCAAUUUUAUUGAAGUGGCAAGAGCUUCAAUGAGUAUGCGCACAGCCUUUUUAAACUUUGUCUAGCUUUUUCGUGGCUUGUUUUGUCUUCUGACUCCUUGACACAACGUUUCUCUGAAGGUCAUAGGAGCCUCAAGCCACCUCAAGCAUAGAUCACUUUUCUUUGUUUAAAGCUUUAAGCUGUUUAUGUAAAUGGCAUGGCAAGACAUCAGAAUUAUCUACAAGGACAUGCCAAACGAUUUGUUCUUGGAGACAACUGGGCUGAGCCAUACACUAUUGAUGAGUUAGCAGUUGACUCAAAGAAAGUUGCAGAAAUUUCUUCUUGGCUAUCAUCUCAUAGACGGAAAUGUGGAAUUCUGCUUCUUACGGGACCAACAGGCGGUGGCAAAACAACUGUUGUCAAAUGUGUAGGUCGUAGUUUGGGUUUUGAAAUAAGAGAAUGGAUUACACCACUGGACAGAGACUUUCAAAAUGGGGCAGAGUCUGGAGUAUUUCAAAACCAAACAGAAAAGUUUGAAGACUACUUGUAUUCCUGUAGCCGGUAUGCUGAUCUAUUUGUUAAAUCCUCGACUGCUGCUUCACUUCUUUUGGUAGAAGACUAUCCAAACAUAUUUUUGCUGAAACCAGAAAUAUUUCAUGAUUUAUUAGGGAAAUACUCUAUGACUGCUAAGGCUCCCAUCAUUUUUAUUUGCUCCGAUGUGGCAGAUAGAAAUUUAAAUAUUGAAAUGGAACUAUUUCCUGCUAGUAUCCAGAUGAGACUUGGAAUGACACAUGUAAAGUUGAAUCCUGUUACCAAAGCAAAAAUGCUGCUAGCAGUGAAACGCAUGGCAUCUUAUUUGCAAUCAAUAUCUCCUGGGUAUAAGCCUCCACCUUCAGACGUUGUGAAUGAAAUUUGUGAAAGUGCCAGUGGAGAUGUGCGAUAUGCCAUGUUGACUCUUCAAAUGAAACCUCAAGAAGAUGUUGCAGCACUAUUUGAUUUGGCUGGAAAGAAAGGGCCCACACGAAAGAAGACAAAUGCACAGAAACUCACCCAAGAAGAAGAAGUUGUCUCAACUUGUGGGAAAGAUGAUCGAGUGGGGAUUCUCCGGGCUGUGGGCCGUAUCCUGUACCCUAAGUGGCAGUCAGAAGGAGAUAAACCCCAGAGUAGUCAAGUGAAGCGCAAGAGGAAAGUGGAUGACAAGCAUCUUGAUGCCUCUGUACCAGGAGCAGAGUGGAUUCACAACCCAAGCACUAUUGUAGACUCUUAUAUAUCUUCUGCUGGUUCUCUUUUACUGUUGGUUGAAGAAAACUACCUCAAGACUUACUCAGCUAUUGAGUCUGUCUCUUUAGCUGCUAGGUGCUUAAGUGAUGCAGACAUUAUGAUGAAUGGUGUGGGUGUUGAAGCUUCAAAUGAAAUAUGUUUGGAUGCAUUUGUACGAGGUGUCAUGGUGCAUAAUAAAAUUCCCAAUAGAGCCUUUACUCCUGUUAAGGGGUCACGUUAUCAUGAGCUCACGAACACUCAACAAAAAGUCAAUGCCUUGACUGAAACACUUUUUCCACUGUACCCAGUCAGUCAUACUGUUUUGAUGAGUGAUGUUAUUCCAUACAUGCCCUUUUGCUGUGCGGAACAUCUCUCAAAUGACCAAGGCAGAUUUGCAUCACAUGUAACUUCAAUGGAACCUCUCAAAAGUUUCUGUGAAAAUUUUAGAUCUUUUAAAGACUCACAGAAGGAGCAAAAAUCGGAGAAAGUCACCUUUUUUAUUGAUCCGAAGAAACAAGCUGUUCAGCAGGAUGACGAACUUCACAUUUCUGAAGAUGAGAGUGAUGAUGACAACAAUGAGGGAGCUAAGAAUCUAUCCAUGCUGGUUGAUGCCAUAGCUGCAGAUGAAGAAGAGGAUGAAGGUGCCCAUAAUUUAACUCUACUUGAAGAGGCUAUAAGAGAAGAUUCCCAACAAGAAGUUGACUAUGCUGCUCUCCUGAAUGAUUCGGACGAUGAUGAUCUUUUGCUUACUCAGAUGUGACAAGACUGAUGUGUGUUCGGUUUCCCUCUGCACUCAAGAGGGAAGUUCUGUUUGUGAUACUGUCUGUUGAUUUAAGUGGUUUGUUUUUUGUUUCAUUAACUGUAUUAAUUUGAAAGUACUGUAGUUGAUUUUUCUUUGGUUGAAUCAACUUUGUCAAUAUAAACUUAAAAUAUCAAGUUGCAA
Messenger RNA from Thrips palmi, 2283 nucleotides. RefSeq names its product cell cycle checkpoint protein RAD17 (gene Rad17). The coding region runs from base 298 to 2100 and encodes 600 amino acids. The record is from RefSeq and is a predicted model, not a curated record. NCBI's taxonomy places the organism in Eukaryota, Metazoa, Arthropoda, Insecta, Thysanoptera, Thripidae. Gene Ontology annotation, biological process: mitotic DNA replication checkpoint signaling; DNA damage checkpoint signaling; DNA repair. The transcript has 15 exons. Gene Ontology annotation, molecular function: chromatin binding.